Molecule: messenger RNA, 972 nt
Organism: Besnoitia besnoiti
Lineage: Eukaryota; Apicomplexa; Conoidasida; Eucoccidiorida; Sarcocystidae
Product: SNARE domain-containing protein
Exons: 10
Coding region: 1-972 (323 amino acids)
Biological process (GO): vesicle fusion; vesicle-mediated transport; intracellular protein transport
Cellular component (GO): endomembrane system; SNARE complex; membrane
Molecular function (GO): SNARE binding; SNAP receptor activity
Source: RefSeq, a predicted model, not a curated record
AUGGCGACGUCACUCGCCGCGAGGAACAUCACCUCGCAGUUUCUCAAGUAUCGCAUGGAGGUGAAAAGCAAAAGGCAUCGCUUCGGCAAAAGCCUUCUAGGCGGCGCUGCAGGCUUCUCCGGAAAUGCUGUCAUUCAUUCGCCGGACAAUGUGCGCGGCCAGCAGCGUCUUCUGUCUCAUCACUCUGAUGAUGAAGAUGGUGUUGAGAUGACUUCGACGUUUCAGCAGCAAUUGCCUCCUCUCUGGGCGGAUAUGGUGGAAGAGGCGCAUGACGACGUCGAGCAAAUUAAAGAGAAAAUGUCUCAGCUGCAGAAAGCGCAGCAGCGGAGGCUGCUCAAGGUCUUCGAUGACGGCGAAGGCCACAGUCCGGAUCGCGAGAUCGAUGCCCUGACAGCCAACCUGACGCACCUGUUUAAACGCUGUGAAAGACGCAUUCAGCAAAUCUGUGAAACAAGCACGCCGGACAGCGACACGCGGUCCGACCAACUUCUGCAGCGAAACGCCCAGCGGAGCAUCGCGGCGCAGCUGCAGGCGCUGAAUGCGGCAUUUCGAAGCCAGCAGAAAACGUAUCUUGCAGAGGUCAAGCGUAGAACUCAAGGAGAGGACAUUUUUGGGACGGCGGACGGCGCCUCGUCAGCAGAUCCGGGCUUUGGCGACGAUAUGAUGUCCGAGCUUGCCAUGAUGGAACAGGACGCAGACUUGCGGCAAGGAGAAUUGGCUAAGAUUGCUCAGUCUGUCACGGAUCUCCACCAGAUCUUCAAGGACCUCUCCAAUCUUGUCAUCGAUCAGGGCACGAUACUUGACCGCAUCGACUACAAUGUUGAACAAGUACUCGAGAACACGACACAAGCCAACGUGCAGCUUCGGAAGGCGGAAGAGAACCAACGGAGUGGACGUGCUGCGAAGUGCAUCAUGUUCCUAGUCAUCACUAUUUUCUUUUUGCUCGUCCUCUUGAUCAUGAAGCACACCUGA